AUGCCGCUGAAGAACGCCAUCUCCGGCCGUCUACUGGCACGUUUAGAAAGCUCCUACUGGACAAGUUGUGUUCAGCAUACAAGGAAUUCUUGUCGGCUACCCCGACCAAUGAACCUGGGAGGGACCAGGCGCUAUUCGCAUCACGUCGGCAAUAAUCCUAAGCCCAGCAGGUCGUGGGCUUCCCUUGCAAGCAGAAGUGCCAUAGUCGUUGGAAUCGCUGCCGGGUCUCUCCAAUUAUUGAGCGAGGAUUCGAACGACAAACCCUACAGCAAGGUCAAGAAGGCCAAGGUCAAAACUUUUCGCCUGGCUGAGGUGAAGCAGCACAACGGAUCAUCCAAGAAUCCCUGGGUUAUCCGGGGAACCUCGGUGUACGACAUUACGGACUGGGUCCGGGCUCAUCCCGGGGGUGAAGUGAUUUUAACCGCCGCGGGAGGCAGUCUGGAACCCUACUGGGACAUCUUCACAAUUCAUAAACGGGCAGACGUCUACGAAAUCCUGGAGCAGUAUAAGAUUGGCGAGAUUGACGAUGUUGAUUUGAAGGAUGGCCGGGUACCCCAGGACGCCAUCGUUGACCCUUUCAAAUAUGACCCGGAACGGGAUGAGCGACUCGUGACACUGACACCAUGUCCAAGAAAUGCAGAGACGCCAGAGGUAGGCCUCAGAGAAUUCAUUACCCCGAACGAGCUGUUCUACGUCCGAAACCAUUUCUGGGUUCCCACCGUGGACGGACCAGAACAUAAGAUCAUCGUCGAGCUCCCGGAUGGGAGCGAGAGGACAUACAAUGUCAAGGAGCUCAAGGAGAGGUUCCAGAGACACAAGGUCACAACUACACUGCAGUGUGCCGGGAAUCGCCGCAAAUCCAUGACAGACGGUGCAGGGCCAACAAACGGCCUACAGUGGAAGGCGGGUGCGAUCUCGACUGCCGAGUGGGAGGGAGUCAAGCUUGUCGACGUCCUCGCCGAUGCCGGUCUGGAUAUUGAGAAUCUACCAGCCGAUGCUCAACAUGUCCACUUCUCGGCCAUGGAGGCAUACGGAGCGUCCAUCCCUAUCCGCAAGGCCAUCGAUCCUUGGGGGGAUGUCUUAUUAGCCUUUGACAUGAACGGCGCCGAGCUGCCGCGAGAUCACGGCUACCCGGUCCGCGUCAUUGUUCCGGGCACGGUAGCAGCACGCAGUGUCAAGUGGCUAUCCCAGAUCACGAUAUCCGAGGACGAGUCUCCGACCCAGUGGCAGCAGCGCGACUACAAGAGCUUCUGCCCCAGCGACGUUAAGAAUCCGGACUGGCAAAAAGCUCGAUCGAUACAGGAGAUGCCUGUGACGUCGGCGUUUACACGCGUUGAACCAAUUAGGGACAGCAAAGGCGAGGUGGAAUCUAUCUGCGCAGAGGGCUAUGCCUACUCCGGUGGGGGACGCGAGAUUAUCCGUGUGGAUGUCAGUGUAGACGAGGGCAGGACAUGGCAUGAGGCUGAGCUGUUGGAUGAUGAGGCUCAAGUGAGCGGAAGUAAGGCAUGGUGCUGGAAGCGUUGGAGGUAUAAGGGGCAGGUGGCCGAUGAUGGAAAGACUGUUGCUCGGGCUGUACUGGUGGUUAAGGCCACAGAUGAGGCCUACAAUACACAACCACACACUUACGAUAGCAUUUUUAAUGCCAGAGGCAAUCUGGCGACCGCAUGGGAUCAUGCCAAGGUGUCGCUAGGGAGAUGA
Penicillium brasilianum is the source of this 1698-nucleotide messenger RNA. The record is from the annotation of a GenBank genome assembly. Lineage: Eukaryota; Fungi; Ascomycota; Eurotiomycetes; Eurotiales; Aspergillaceae.